Cryptomeria japonica (Japanese cedar) is the source of this 2276-nucleotide messenger RNA. RefSeq lists its product as uncharacterized. Gene Ontology annotation, molecular function: RNA binding. The record is from RefSeq and is a predicted model, not a curated record. Lineage: Eukaryota; Viridiplantae; Streptophyta; Pinopsida; Cupressales; Cupressaceae. The coding region runs from base 612 to 1427 and encodes 271 amino acids. The transcript has 6 exons.
UUUUGGUCCGUGGGAGGGGGGGAAAUGGGAGGUAGUUAAGGGGAUUCGUGGGGCGUGUUGGAGCGAGGUGGUGGAAGGAAUUUUGGCAACGAUGAAGACGUAGUAAAUGCAAAAAAAUCCAAUCCAGGCUAAUCCGAUCCAUGUUAGAUGAUAUAAAUUUUCUGAGCAUUUGGUGGAGAGGAAUAGAAAUAUAUGCACAUAAUAUAUAUCCAUUUGCAUUUGUAUAUAUUUAUUGAUUGCCCUUGCAUGCUCAUGAUUGCAUACAGGUCAGUAUUAUUAUUUUAAUAUAUCCCUGUGUGUUGUUUACUAGUUCUCCUUCCACCUUGGGGACAGCAGGGAUUUGCUGUUUUUAUAUUGUUUUAUAUGUGCAAAAGAAGAAUAUGAGGCAAAUGUGUUGCAUGGGAGAGAAAAAGGCGCUGUGGGUGUGAAUUGUUUAUGAGGUUGCACUACAGGUGAGCAAGCGGAGGAAUGAGGCUGGCAGAUGGAUUAGUUUAGUGUUUUUUGGGGCACCCCGCUGGUCUUUCAUUAUUCAAGGGGUGGUCAUUUUCUUCAGAGGAAGUGGAAAAGGAAUAGGAAUAGGAAGGGGAAGAGGAAGAGGAAGAGGAAGACGAAUGGCUCAGCCUCAGUAUGCCCAGUUUGGAGACACAACGCUCACCAAGGUGUUUGUUGGUGGGCUGGCAUGGGAGACGCAGAGGGACACAAUGAGGCGUUACUUUGAGCAAUUUGGAGACAUUUUGGAGGCUGUCGUCAUAACUGACAAGAAUACUGGACGCUCCAAAGGCUAUGGAUUUGUAACGUUCAGGGAUCCAGAGGCUGCAAGAAGAGCAUGCAUGGAUCCGAGCCCUGUCAUAGAUGGCAGAAGAGCUAACUGCAACAUUGCAUCACUUGGUCGACCUCGCCCCUCUCCCCCUCACGGACGCAUGCGCCUGGGGAGCCCCUAUCCAGGAGCCUCUCAACCUGGACAGGCCUUUGCUGGAGGCUCAAAUUUCCCCCCUUCUUUUCCUUAUACCUAUCCUCAGGGAAUUGCAUACCCUCCAUAUGGAUAUACAACUUAUGUGCCCGAUGUUGGUUACCAUCAGAAUAUAUAUAAUCCCUAUCUGGCACCACAAUAUUCCCAUUUGUAUGGAGCAGCUGGAACCCUUAAUCCAGCCUUAUAUCCUUAUAUGGGCCAACCAUUGCAAGCAGGACAUGGCUUUUCUGCCCCACAUGGUUAUGGAGUGCAGGGGCCUAUUGUUCAGUUUUCAGGGCCAGGAGGUUCCUCCAUGACAACAAUGCCCCAACAUUAUGGUACCGUGCCAGUCGUACAGGGACCAGUUCCUUCAGCAGCACCUACCCCAGUGUCAUCACAUCCUCAGUUUGUAGGGUCCAUACAAUCUCAGCAGAAGUAUAUACAAGGGGAGAGUGGCUCAGAGCAUCCAUCUGGUUGAUAGUACCAUCUCAGUGUGGGGAGCAGCGUUAUGAUAAGAGGCAUGAGUAUUUGCAAUCAAUAGAGGUGGGACUUUUAUGGGGACUGGGCAAAUUUUUUGGCAAUGGAUGAUUUUGAUUUGCCAAGUUCAUUGCCAUCAAUCCAUUUAUUUGUUCAAGAUUAUCCUGCAUUUACAGUCAUAGAAAUUAUUUUUAAGGGCACAACAUUGGCAAGCUACAAGAUAGAAAAAUAAGUUUUCCCUUCAAGGAUUCUCUGCAGCUUUAUAGUUGGGCAGCUUGAGAGCGGUUCUAACAUAAUUUUUUUUUGGACCACAAACAUCAAGAGCAGCAAACUGAAACUGGUACAUGAGUAACAUACUUAAAUGAUUUACUUGCAUGAUGCUGGUUCCCCACUAAAGAGAUGACGAUUUUAGUGGCAUUCUGUCAUGUUAUACGGUACAUCAUUUGAACAAUUUAUUGAAAAGGGAGGGCAGCGUAUGCAGCUGGAAAAUGAAGUCAGGCGUGCAGGACAUAUAACCCUAACAUGUAUUUAUUUGAAUUUUUUCACCACCCAGUUUAAGGCAUGUGGUACAAGUGUAAUUUUAGAGCACCGGAGUACUUGGUUCCACAAUUUCAUUGCCUUUUUCACCGAGAGGCUGUGGGAAGUAUUUCUUUUGUUCUUUUUUUCUGUUUUCCAGUAGUAACUCAGGGUCAGGGAUAGGGAUUCAUUCCAACAGGUGAAGAUUGGUAGAUAAAUCCAUACUCUCUCAAGAUUUUAGAGGAGGGCUAGUCUGGAUGAUUAAAUUGAUUAUAUUCCUGUUCUUCAUUUUGGUCCAUUCAAGGUAAUAAAUGUACUUGGGCUCUAUUGCUGA